Messenger RNA from Aspergillus neoniger CBS 115656, 1092 nucleotides. RefSeq names its product integral membrane protein Pth11-like protein. The transcript is spliced from 5 exons. The coding region runs from base 1 to 1092 and encodes 363 amino acids. NCBI's taxonomy places the organism in Eukaryota, Fungi, Ascomycota, Eurotiomycetes, Eurotiales, Aspergillaceae. The record is from RefSeq and is a predicted model, not a curated record.
AUGUCCAGUCCCUUUGGUGAGCCGCCCAAGGGCCUCAAUCUCGAGGAGGACAGCACGGGGAGAAAUGACGCUGUCGUCGUCUGCAUGUAUGCCCUGGCCUUUGUGACCAUUGGCUUUCGGUUAUUUUCCCGGAUGAAGGUCCAGCAGGCCAGCAUAGGGCUCGAUGACUGGCUGAUAGUAGGGGCACUGUUAUCAGGUACAGCCAACAUGGCCUGUGCAAUAGCCGGAGGACACUAUGGCCUUGGUAAACAUGUUUGGGUUGUCACUCUAGAUGAAAUAAUUAACAUGGUGCAUGUACUAUACGCCAACGUGCUCCUUUAUAUCCUCACCGUUCCCCUCAUCAAAGUCUCCAUCAUACUCUCGUAUCGCCGACUCUUUGGUAUGCAGUGGACCAUGUGGGCUUGCAUCGUCCUGUCCAUCGCCUACUGGAUAGGCUGCUCAGUCGCCUUUCUAUGCUCCUGCCAACCGGUUUCAUAUUUCUGGACACAAUACAAAAACUCCCUCGGCGGCUACGUCCGUUAUGAUAUUUACCCAUUCUACAUUGCUCAUGCCGUCGCCAACAUGGCCGGCGACCUUCUCAUCCUUCUCGUUCCGAUUCCGCUAGUUUGGCGUUUGAAGUUACGAGUGGGACAGAAGAUCCAAAUUCUAAGCAUCUUCCUUCUCGGUGGCUUUGUCUGUGUCGCCAGCGCCAUCCGCAUCUACUACUUCACCUUCAUCAACGACGUCGACGUGACCUGGAACCUGGGCAACGUUUUCAUCUGGUCCAGUGUUGAACCAUCCAUCGGCAUCGUCUGUGCCUGCCUCCCCGUCCUCCAACCCCUUUUCCGAACAAUUAUCAACCGCCGGAGCAUGCCAAACCGACCCACCACAAAAGGCGUCCGCUUCGCACCCGAUAUCAUGAGCAAGAUCCACGGCGACGAUCGGAAACAGACACGAGAAGAUGAAGCCGUGUUAACGACAACGUCGGUACAUAUCGAAAUGGACGGUGCAGGCAAGGGGAGGAUUAGCGAUGAAGAAGAAGCCAUGGGGUACGAUUUAAUGUCUAUCAAGGUGCAAAAGGAUUUCCAAAUGGAGGAAGAGCAUCGUCGAUAA